This is a messenger RNA of Anoplophora glabripennis (Asian longhorned beetle), 1211 nucleotides long. RefSeq names its product stabilin-2. Bases 150 to 1211 code for a protein of 353 amino acids. The record is from RefSeq and is a predicted model, not a curated record. The transcript has 6 exons. Lineage: Eukaryota; Metazoa; Arthropoda; Insecta; Coleoptera; Cerambycidae.
CCUACCGACAGUACAGGGUGCUUACCGGCUCAGGCUACCCUCGCUACUACACUUACACUCCCUCAGAACAAAAGACAUACUACACCAAUCCGUACGUAGACCACCCAUACAGGUACUAUUCCAACAACAACAACGUCUACGUCACGGACAUGUAUGGAAGGACCACCGUCCAAUCUGGACUGAGCUCUCGAGCGGCCUACAGCAACCCGUACGACAUCACCUGCACGGCUUGCACGUGCACCAGCAGCACGUGUGGCCAGAACGCCAAGUGCUCCAUCAUAGGCGGACGCCCUGUAUGUUCCUGCCUUAGGGGAUACACUGGAGAUCCUCUCUCAGUCUGCACAAGGGCUGAAUGUUUGGACAACACCGAGUGCAGAGGCCACCAAACUUGUCAAGCAGGCAAGUGUCUGGACGUUUGCGCGGGCUCCUGCGGCGCCAACGCCAACUGCGACGCCAGGAAUCACGUCCCCGUCUGUUCCUGUCCCCCGGGGUACACCGGGGAGCCUUUCACUUCCUGCCGAAGGUUCAAUCCAGAGGAAUUAUGUCACCCCAGUCCCUGCGGCCCCAACACCAACUGCGAGGUCAGGAACGAAGUGCCCACCUGUACCUGCCUCCCCGGAUACCACGGUUCCCCCUUGGCAGGCUGCAGACACGAGUGCGAUAGCGAUUCCGAAUGCGGGCCCACCCUGGCAUGUAUCGAAUUCAAGUGCCAGAACCCCUGCCUGACCCAGUGCGGCACCAGCGCCGAGUGCGAGACCAUCAGCAACCACAGGGCCGUGUGCAAGUGCCCCAAGAAUUACUUCGGCAACCCGUACUCUUCCUGCAAGCCCGAGUGUUACGGAGACGUCGACUGCCCCAGUCACAAACCGGCCUGCUUCUACGGCAUCUGCAAGAGCCCGUGCGAGGGCGCAUGCGGCGUCGGCGCCAACUGCGAGCUUAGGGGACUCACACCCGUCUGCUCCUGUCCGAAGGAUAUGACCGGUGAUCCCUUCGUGCGUUGCAGACCCUUCGAGCCGAAAGACCUCUGCGAGCCCAACCCAUGCGGUGCCAAUGCUCACUGCGAGCCAGGAUUCGACAGGACCAACAAGGAACGUCCCGUAUGUACCUGUCCUUUCGGAUACAUAGGAGACCCCCUGAAGGCCUGCUUCAAGGGAGAAUGUACAGACAACAGCCACUGCUCAGACAGUCAAGCUUGCAUUGAAUACAGGUAA